Glarea lozoyensis ATCC 20868 is the source of this 1467-nucleotide messenger RNA. Its product is annotated as FAD-binding protein. Gene Ontology annotation, molecular function: FAD binding. The coding region runs from base 1 to 1467 and encodes 488 amino acids. The transcript is spliced from 4 exons. Lineage: Eukaryota; Fungi; Ascomycota; Leotiomycetes; Helotiales; Helotiaceae. The record is from RefSeq and is a predicted model, not a curated record.
AUGUACUCCUUCGAAGCUUCCAAAUUCUUGGCUGCCGAAUUGCUUAUUGUCGGAGCCAUUACAUCUAGUGUUUCAGCGCAAAAUUCCAGCACUUGUGCAGGUGUGAGUGAUGCAUGCACUUCACUCUCUGCACAUUUUGGUGACCAAAUACUCUUCCCGACAUCGGCAAACUACAGUGCUGAGAAUCUGAACUAUUGGGACGUCCGAAGUUCUGAUCUUGCCUCAACCUGCAUGUUCCUACCGACAACGGCCGAUCAGGUUGCAACUGCAGUCGCGCUCUUCAAUCAAUGCGGCGCAGAGUUCUCAGUCCGAGGUGGUGGACACAUGAAUUUCCCUGGCUCCAACAACAUCGAUGAUGGCAUCCUCCUAGCCUUUGAUCAGAUGACCAGCAUCACUGUGAAUACAGAAGCCAGUACCGUGGAUGUUUCACCUGGAAAUCGGUGGGUCGACGUGUAUCAGGCUCUCAAUGCUACUGGAGCUUAUGCCAUUGGUGGUCGUCUCAAAACAAUCGGAGUUGCAGGACUUGCACUUAUUGGAGGACAUCAUUACUGGAACAACAAGUAUGGCUUUGCAAUGGACAAUGUUGUCAAUUACGAAGUCGUCCUCGGGAACGGAACUCAAGUCAGCGCCAAUAACGCUACAAAUCAUGAUCUCUUCUGGGCUCUCAAAGGAGGAGCAAACAACUUUGGCAUCGUCACCAAGUUUACCAUGAAGACGCACCAAGUUCCUCUAAUAAGUACAACGGCUUUGACCUACUCCGAAGAACAAUUCGGAGGUGACAUAGGCGCGGGUUUCUUCAAUACCAUCAGCCUGAACAUAACCACUGGCGUCGUUUCUGCGAGAAUAGCUGGGACCCAAGAAGGAACCGAAUCUCCGCCUUCUCGGUUCGCGAACUUCACAGCCAUUGGGCCUGUUUCUUCUUCGACGAAUGUUAUGCCGCCGGUAACCUGGCAUGGCGCUUUGAAAACUUCUGAUCAAUUCGCUCGUGUGCAGUUCCAAUCCAAAACAAUGACACCGGAUGCUGCUCGCCUCAUUGAGAUCUACCAAGCUUGGAAAGCCUCUGUAACACAGGCUGCCGACGUUGAAGGACUUCAGCCGACUUUCGUUCUGAACGUGAUUUCGGCUAGCGGAGCCAAAGUCGGAAACAAUAAUGGCGUAGGUAAUGUCUGGGGUCUGGAGGAGAAGAACUUGAUCAUUUGGCAACUUUCCAACGGAUGGGUCAACCAAGCAGAUGAUCUUCGCGUGACGAAUUGGGCCAAAAACUUCGUGGACUACCACCAUAGCAUCAACCAGGCGUCAAGUCUCGCAUCCGAAUUCCUAUACAUGGGCGACAUUGGCGAAAAUCAGAAUCCUUUCCUUGGUAUGCCGCUUGCCAACGUCCAGCGCAUGAGAGAAGUGCGUUCUGCAUAUGAUCCUGCUGGUGUCUUCAGUAACUUGAAUUGGGGAGGAUUCAAGCUUGGCCAUUGA